GUGAGCUUUGUGCGCAUGUGCGGGAAGGUUGAGGGGGCUUGGGGGGCCUCGCCCUGGAGAGUGAGGUGCUGCGGUCCCAGACCCCCGGCAGCCCCAUGGAGGCCCCGGCGGCGCCCCAGCCCGUGAAGCAGGAGACCCUGACGGUGGAGGCGCUGACGCUGGACUCGCCGUGGCACCGCUUCCGCCACUUCCACCUGGGUGACGCGGCGGGGCCGCGCGAGGCGCUGGGGCUGCUCCGCGCCCUGUGCCGGGACUGGCUGCAGCCCGAGGUGCACACCAAGGAGCAGAUGCUGGAGCUGCUGGUGCUGGAGCAGUUCCUGAGCGCGCUGCCCGCCGACACCCAGGCCUGGGUGUGCAGCCGCCGGCCCCAGAGCGGCGAGGAGGCCGUGGCCCUGCUGGAGGAGCUCUGGGGUCCAGCGACCUCCCUGGAUCGGUCAUCAGCAGUGAGGGCACCUCGGGACGUGAUAGAAGGCUCCAGGGUCAGCGUUGGGAAGGAAGACAGUGACAUGAUUCCUUUAGGAGCCGCGGCCCCCGGGGCGGAGGUGCCCGCGACGACAGGUGCAUCCGGAGCCGCCGCCGCCGCGCGCCCCUACAAGCAGGAGCCCGGCAGCCCCCCGCUGGCCCCCGUCCUCCCGGUGUUCCUGGCAACCCCGGGCAGCAGCACCGUGUCCUGCCCCGAGUGCGGCAAGACGCCCUUGAAGCCCGCGCACCUGCUGCGCCACCGGCAGAGCCACACGGGCGAGAAGCCGCACGCGUGCCCGGAGUGCGGCAAGGCCUUCCGGCGCAAGGAGCACCUGCGGCGGCACCGCGGCACGCACCCCGGCGGCCCCGGGCCCGCGCUGCGCCCGCUGCCCGCCCGCGAGAAGCCGCACGCGUGCUGCGAGUGCGGCAAGACCUUCUACUGGCGCGAGCACCUCGUGCGCCACCGCAAGACGCACUCGGGCGCGCGGCCCUUCGCCUGCUGGCAGUGCGGCAAGGGCUUCGGGCGCCGCGAGCACGUCCUGCGCCACCAGCGCAUCCACGGCCGGGCGGCGGCCGGCGCGCAGGGGACCCCGGCGCCGGGCCCCGAGGGCGGGGGCGGGGGAGGAGGAGGCGCCUUCCCGCCCUGGGCCCUGGGGUAGCCGCGGGAGCCCCCCCCUCCGCCACCAUCGCCACGGCCACUGCUGUCGCUCCUCCGAAGCCUCCCCUCCUCCUCCCCCCCCCCCCACCCAGCGCCUCCAGCUCGGCCACCCGUCUUCCCCACCCCUGGUCCCCCCGCCCCGCCCCCACCAAAUCUCACUUCCCAUUCAGACCUCCUCAUCCCGGUCCCCUCCCUCCUUUCCUGGCUUCAAAGCGUUCUCCCAUCCCCGUAAAAGAUGCCUCCUCUCCAUCCCCCAUCACCCAUUUCCCGUAGGGGUACCAGGAGGCCUCAGGACCACCACCACCUCCCACCCCACCCCUCUCCCUUCACGUGGGGAAAGGAGCUCGGGGAAGGAGCAGAGGCUCUUCCUCCCUUUAAGGAAGGGAAUCUGGAGGUUGGCCCCGCUCAGGACCGAGGUGGGGUCCCCGCCAGAAGAGAGAGGGCGAUGGUUGUUCGGCAGCCCGCCCGCGAUGGGCAGAGAUGAAGCCCACGAAGCUCGUCGUAGACGACAGUUCACCAGCAUCUGACAGUUAAUAAAACGGCUGACUCAAGUGUA
This is a messenger RNA of Jaculus jaculus (lesser Egyptian jerboa), 1676 nucleotides long. It is a transcript of the gene Znf444, whose product is annotated as zinc finger protein 444. The transcript is spliced from 4 exons. Gene Ontology annotation, biological process: regulation of transcription by RNA polymerase II. Bases 96 to 1121 code for a protein of 341 amino acids. The record is from RefSeq and is a predicted model, not a curated record. Lineage: Eukaryota; Metazoa; Chordata; Mammalia; Rodentia; Dipodidae. Gene Ontology annotation, molecular function: RNA polymerase II cis-regulatory region sequence-specific DNA binding; DNA-binding transcription factor activity, RNA polymerase II-specific.